Girardinichthys multiradiatus is the source of this 2101-nucleotide messenger RNA. RefSeq names its product HtrA serine peptidase 1b (gene htra1b). Lineage: Eukaryota; Metazoa; Chordata; Actinopteri; Cyprinodontiformes; Goodeidae. Gene Ontology annotation, biological process: proteolysis; positive regulation of apoptotic process; programmed cell death. The transcript has 10 exons. The coding region runs from base 151 to 1581 and encodes 476 amino acids. Gene Ontology annotation, molecular function: serine-type endopeptidase activity; protein binding. Gene Ontology annotation, cellular component: extracellular region. The record is from RefSeq and is a predicted model, not a curated record.
AGUUUCCCACUGCGUCUGUUUGUCCUGUGGGUGAAGGUGUUGUGACCUCAGCACAGAUCCCUUGAAACCCAUAAAAACCUCCUCUCAGCACUUCACAUAAACUCCAACAGCCUUCUCGUUUCUCUGGGUUUCUGUUCGGACGGUCCCGCUAUGCACCUCCGGUUUCUUCUGUGCGUAACGGCGCUGAUCUCCUCCUGCUUUCUGCUGUCCGAUGCGCGCAUCGCCAAACGGUUCGCCAUCGAUUGUCCAGAGAGCUGCGACAAGUCUCAGUGCCCGCAGAUCCCCGCAGACUGCCUGGCCGGAGAUGUGCUGGACCGCUGCAACUGCUGCCCGGUGUGCGCGUCCGGCGAGGGCGAGCAGUGCGGCGGCCCCGGGGACCAGGACUGCUCAGAAGGGAUGGAAUGCUUGGUGACUGACGGCGUGGAGGUGUCCGCCACCGUGAGGCGGAGAGGCAAGGCCGGCGUAUGCGUGUGCAGCAGCUCCGAUCCGGUGUGCGGCAGCGACGGUGUUUCCUACCGGAACAUCUGCGAGCUGAAGCGCGUCAGCAACCGGGCCAUGAAGCUGCAGCAGCCGCCGAUCAUCUUCAUCCAGAGAGGAGCCUGCGGGAAGGCUCAGCUGAACCCUGACAGUCUUCGGUACAAAUACAACUUCAUUGCUGAUGUGGUGGAGAAAAUCGCUCCUGCUGUUGUUCAUAUUGAACUCUUCCGCAAGAUGAUGUUUUCUAAGAGGGAGGUAGCUGUAGCCAGCGGUUCUGGUUUUGUUGUGUCCGAGGAUGGACUGAUUGUCACCAACGCCCAUGUGGUGGCCAAUAGGCACAGAGUGAAGGUGGAGCUAAAGAGCGGUGCCACAUAUGAUGCCAAAAUCAAAGAUAUUGACGAGAAAGCAGACAUCGCCCUAAUCAAGAUCGACGUGCCGACGAAGCUGCCUGUGCUGCUCCUCGGUCGCUCUGCAGACCUGCGUCCUGGAGAGUUCGUGGUUGCCAUUGGCAGCCCGUUUUCCCUGCAGAACACAGUCACCACCGGGAUCGUCAGCACCACCCAGAGAGGAGGCAAGGAACUGGGCCUUCGCAAUUCAGACAUGGAUUACAUUCAGACGGAUGCCAUUAUUAAUUACGGAAACUCAGGAGGGCCAUUAGUCAAUCUGGAUGGGGAGGUGAUUGGGAUCAACACUCUGAAGGUCACUGCAGGAAUCUCCUUUGCCAUCCCAUCAGACAAGAUCCAACAGUUCCUGGCAGAGUCACAUGACCGGCUGGCCAAAGGGAAAACAUUCCCAAAGAAGAAAUACAUCGGUGUUAGAAUGAUGAGUCUCACUCCAACGCUUGGGAAGGAACUGAAAGAGAGGCAUUCAGACUUCCCUGACGUCACUUCGGGGGCGUACGUCAUCGAGGUCAUCUCCCGAACCCCAGCUGAGGCAGCUGGCCUGAAGGAAAAGGAUGUCAUAAUCAGCAUCAACGGAGAGCCCGUCACCUCUGCCAGUGAUGUCAGCAACGCCAUAAAGCGAGACGACAAACUGCAAACGGUGGUGAGGCGGGGUAAUGAGGAUGUCAUCCUUACCAUUCUCCCUGAGGAGAUUGACCCUUGACCUCUCACUUGACAAAGUAGCCAAUCAGCGUGAGAGCUGGAGCAGUCAACCAAUCGUGAGCUGGCUCUCGGAGCUGCCAGACUAAUCAUGAACACUGAAUUAAACAAGCAUCUUUUGGUGGAUGCCUGUGUGCGAGGCUGCAUCUAGAUGUUCACUUUUCUUCCUAAUCCUUUGCUCAUUUUGAGAGGCUCAUUACUCUGUAGACUGAAGUUUUGCCUUGUCGACAUGUUAGCUCUUUCUCUAAUGUUCAUUUACCUUCCAUCAUCACUCAUCUUCUAUAACAUACUAACACCUGUUAAUACAGAGAGGUUACUGCAGGUCACUGUAGUUCACCAUGUACUGUAUAUUCAUGAGGGAAUAUUUUGUGAAAGUGUUGUUUUGUCUUUACGUUUGAUGACAAUGCUGUCAAAAACAGAAAUAAAAUUAUUUUUGAAAAAAAUGUAGCAUUCUGAUUUCAGCAACAGAGUUUUCUGCUAAAGGUGAGUAAAAGGCAUGAAAAUAAAUUCAUCUUUUAUGUGUA